AUGGCUAACCCUUCUGGGAAUCACGAAGAAGAGGAGACAACCCAUGUUGCGUCACCGUUCAACGCGAAUUUGGCAGCCGACAGUUCGCCCACCGCGCUCGCCAUGAAGCACAACUCUGGUAUCGCCCUCGACUGGACCCCUCAAGAACAAACCAUUCUCGAAGAAGGACUCUCUCUGUUUGCAUCUGAACCUAAUCUCACUCGCUAUGCAAAGAUAGCUAUAAAUCUAAAUAACAAGACAGUCCGGGAUGUAGCGCUGAGGGUCAGGUGGAUGAAUAAAAAGGAAAAUUGCAAGCGAAGGAAGGAUGACUUUUCAAGGAAAACUAAAGAUAAAAAGGUUUCAGAUCAAGCAGCGAGGCCAUCUCACUUUACUGCCCAGUCCAACAUUUCCCCUUAUGUUCCUGCAAUGAUGAUGGACAAUGAUGAUGACAUCUGUCACAAAGCUAUUGGAGGCCCUGCAGGUCAGCUCUUAGAGCAAAAUGCACAGGCCUUGAAUAACAUUUCUACAAAUCUUGCUGUUCUUCAGUUUGAGGAUAACAUCAAUCUUUUCAGCCAAACGAGAGACAACAUCAUCAAAAUUUUGAAUGACAUGAAUUACAUGUCAGAGGUAAUGAGGCAAAUGCCACCACUUCCUUUUAAGAUCAAUGAUACGAUAUUCAACUCCAUACUUCCAAAAACAAUUCACCAGAUGCAAUAA
Messenger RNA from Sphenostylis stenocarpa, 696 nucleotides. The record is from the annotation of a GenBank genome assembly. Lineage: Eukaryota; Viridiplantae; Streptophyta; Magnoliopsida; Fabales; Fabaceae.